This is a messenger RNA of Betta splendens (Siamese fighting fish), 2055 nucleotides long. Its product is annotated as synapse differentiation-inducing gene protein 1-like. NCBI's taxonomy places the organism in Eukaryota, Metazoa, Chordata, Actinopteri, Anabantiformes, Osphronemidae. Gene Ontology annotation, cellular component: membrane; intracellular membrane-bounded organelle. The record is from RefSeq and is a predicted model, not a curated record. The coding region runs from base 683 to 1405 and encodes 240 amino acids. The transcript is spliced from 4 exons.
AAAGGAGCGCGUUACUGUAUAAAAGCGAGCUGAAGUUCUGGUUCUGCUACAGAAUCCUCCUCGGUGGGAAGGAACGCAGCAAACAUUUACGGAGCGGAAGUAAUAACUGUUGUUUAAAGGCACAAAUCUUCGAAGUCGCCAACGUGGGAGCGAUCGAGAGCGUGUUUAGCGUCCGUCUCCGGAGGAAGCAGGCAUUGCAUUAUGCAACAGCGCAAAGCAGCGCCGCUGGGGGCGCGUAACGCGAGCCAGCGCACGAGCCGCGGGUCCGAGAGACGACGCCCGCGCGAGGCGAGCGGGUCUGGAUGCUGAGAUGUCCGCUCGGUGAGCGGCAGCGGACCGACCCACGCACUCAGCCGGAGUCCGGUUCGGUUCGGAGCCCGAGCUCAGCGCGGCGCUGUGCGUAAAACCCGAGCGGCUCGACGCGGCGGCGGUGCCACGGGCGACGGGGCUCCGAGGGCAAAGUCCACCCUCACGCUCUCCCAGUAACGGCCCAGUAAACGGAAGCGAGCCGGGGCGGCGUCGCGACGGCCGUCUCCCAGCUGUGACCAUGUAAAGUACAAAGCCGGCGCCGUCCGUCUCCAUCGACUCAGUUGCGCCGAGGAACGAUGCUGAGCGAACCCACUACAGCUUUCGAACUCCUGGACUCCAUCCUCUGAGCCUCUGUUCGUCCGAACCCGUCACCAUGGAGAGCCUCAGUGAGCUCCAGAACCCUCUGCUCGACAAGACCGGCAGGGACCCGCUCCGAAGCGACCGCCAGGACCACCCGGACCUCCAGAACCGGCCGUACCGAGACCACCUCCUCGGCUGCUACUACGGCGGCGCCGAAGAGCCCAAGAGCCAGCAGGUCCUGGACGCGACCUCGCUGCAUCUGGCCGUGGAGGCCUUCUACGGACCCAGCCUCAUCCUCUACAAGGACGACGUGAGCCUGCACAGCAAGGACUCCAAGAGCGAGAGCUUCGAGACCACGUUCACCGAGACCAAGGACCCGGAUCUGGAUCUGGACGGAGGCGCGGUGGAAAACGCCGCGGACAGAACGCAAGGCGCGAAGGACGCGCAGAUCCAGACGGUGUCGUACGAGGUGGAGGACGAGCCGGCGCCGGAGUACGAGAGUGACAGCUCCAGUGACAGCGAGAGCGAGGACAACUUCCUGGUCCUGCCGCCGCGGGACUACCUGGGUCUGGCCAUCUUCUCCAUGCUCUGCUGCUUCUGGCCCUUGGGCAUCGUUGCCUUUUACUACUCUCACAAGACUGGCAAGGCCAUCACUAAGGGAGAUUUCUCCCGAGCGGGGAUGAGCUCCCGGAGAGCCCUCUUCCUGGCUGCUCUUUCCAUCACCAUUGGAACGGGGAUGUACGUGGGGGUGGUCGUGGCCCUUAUAGCAUAUCUGUCCAAACCUGGACGCGUAUAGCACCAGACUCGGAGCACCAGGUUCGCAUGGAGUGAGGCAAAAAGACGACACGGAAGAGGAAACAACAAGGCUGGGCAGAUGUCACUCACUCCUGAGGCAGACGCCCAACGUUGUGCAAGAGGAAAGUGUUCAAGCACAGGGAGAGAGAAGAAAACAAGAUGUGUGGAAGGAGUAUUACUUGGACUGAAUAUUGAUCUAGACUCAAUCUCUAUUUCUGAGAUGCAACACUCCCACUAAGGUAUUCCACCACCAUCACAGGAGGAAGAGGAGCCCGUGCUGAGAAGGUUUACCACUCCUCCAGACUGUGUACACACAGGAUGAGCUCAUCACAGUAAAUGACCUUUAGCACCAUAUUCAUAGCUUUAUUUUACCUUUACAGUAGAUGUUUUCUGUCUGUACUGUACAAAUAUGCAUUGUCCACAUAGCUGAAUGUCACUCACCCGGUGGGUUCAUGUGUGAAUGUCUAAACACGAUCUACUCCUCUGUAUAUAACGUUCACGCACACAGACAGUGGAGCACUAGUCCCAGUCAGUUGUGGAUGUUGGACACAGCCAGUGGGAACAAAGGUGUUGUACGAGUUCACACGCAAAGCGGCUCAUUUGUUCUAACUGUGUACUGUGAAUUCAUUCAAUAAACACAUUUGGCAUGAA